AUGAAUCGUGAGCAGUUCUCCGCUAAUAUCGUUCGACGGCAAAACUCGGCUAAGGUACUCGAUAUGUGGUUACGCGAGAAUGUGAUUCGACCUGUUAAUCCAUCUUAUAGAGACUCACCUCCUAUGUUUUGUGAUAGCAAGAAGGUCAUCUACACAAUGAAUCCUGACUCUGAUCACAAGUUAUACAUUUGCUCAACCCCUACCUCGUACAACAGAUCGGUGGGCAGACGGCCAUCGCGAACAAGUUCUUUCAAGCGUUUCUUUUCUCCGAGCCGAUUAAGAGGCUCUGAAGGAACAGGGCACACAACGUUAGUUCGAUCUCCAUCAGCGAUGUCUGAAUCAGUGCUCACUUCAAGGCAUACAUCUCACACACCAUUCACACUCACUGUGGAACCUCCUAUGAGAAAUCAGCGCUCGUUGAAAGAGGAGGCCGAAUUACACGACGCUGCGUUGUUCCGCUUGCUGACGAUUGUUGAAAUACCCAUGCUCGAUGAUCUGACCACAGUACCUGGCCAGCCAACGAAAAGCGCUUCAAUACUCUCCACGAUACUUUCGAAAAUUGGUCUUGGAGGCUCAACACCCGAAACACUUGCAUCGAAUGAAGAAGAAAUGGAUGAUCUACUUGAAGACACGCCGUCCAUUCGACCACUCGUGCCAUGGUUCCAGCUUGCACGUAUUUGUGCUCCUGGUCUUUAUUUCAAGUCUAGCGGAAAGAAACCAACUAGAGAGGAAAUCCACAAUUGGGCGAAAGCGUCUCUACAAGCGAUUAGUGACCGAUACUCGUCGAUCACGCAUCGUGGAUCGUCACCACUGUUUCCGACUGAAUUCUCACCCAUCAUUGAAGCGAUUAUCCAGCAACUCCUUGGCAAGAAAAAAAGGAAGACGAAGCUAGCUUUGCAAUACCUCUGCCUGAUGAUUCCACAGAGGCUUCGUACACAUCUCAGCAAUGUGGUACAAUUUCUUGAGCGAACUAUAGGAACCGAUGAGUUCAUGUCUCUACGAAAUCCGUACUUUUUAGGCAAUAAAGGUGAUACAGAGAACUUCGAAAUCGUUUUCGAUGAACUGAGAUCAUUUAUAUUCCCGCAGAAAAUUGCAAGAGUGGACCAGAACAGAUUGAUGGAGGCUCUGUUGCAACUAAGGAAAGAAGGCAAUUUGGGCACUGAACCGCCAGAACUUGUCGCAGAUCUCAAAAGAUUAAGGUCGCUUUUUUCACCGUUCACUUGUUGGGCUAAUACCUUAGAGAUCGUGGUUUUGUAG
Cooperia oncophora is the source of this 1257-nucleotide messenger RNA. Lineage: Eukaryota; Metazoa; Nematoda; Chromadorea; Rhabditida; Trichostrongylidae. The record is from the annotation of a GenBank genome assembly.